UACCACCGCAGCUUGAGUCUACCGCCUCGACUCAACCCUUGUCCUGUCCAAGAUGGUUUGUGCUCGAGCUGGCCUGAGGGCUUCAAGCUCCGACUUCAAUCUUCUUUUCAAAAACAACUAUCCCAUAAUCUGCGAGUGCAUCAGUCACGCUACUUCGACCACCGUAUCUGUCGACUGUCACCGAUCCUCCACUGCGCCUUCUUCAUCCGGCACGGAGUGCACGUCCAUUUCCGAGCCCAUCUUCAAAGUGGCACUUCGACGCUUUGCCAUUAACAAGGGCUCUUUCUCGGGGCUCGAGCUUCUUUCAGAGCCCCCUCGUCGUCAUCAGCACAUUCUUCACGACACAGCUUCCUUGAGCGAGCGUGUGGCGCGAUGGCUUUCUAGCAUCAGCCUCUCCACUCAAAGCUCCUUUGGCCCUUACUCUGGGACGUAUCACAGCACGGAACGUGAAGAUUCCAUCUCUUCCUCCGAAUACCAGUCAACUUCAAGUGGUGAGGACGAUUCGCGCCUGCUUCACCUGACAUCCGUUUCCAGCACUUCCCCCAAGACGAACGACGAAAAGGACCGCCGGUCAUUGGUUCAUGUCAACGAGAUCAUGGAUUCGUCAGACCCCUCGGAGCUUUUCUUUCCAAAUCCUGCCGAGACUCACUUGGAGACGAAGAAAGGCUACAGUGGCGAUUCAUUUGACCCGUCAGACAGUCUUACGAUCUCAGCUUACACUUCACUCCUUUCCAAACACAUCCCAUCCCUCGAGGAGGUCGAAUCGUUCUCUCCCGGCUGUGUUGUUAUGGGACGCAAAAGCAGUGGCACUUUCCACGUUGUUCAAUUCUUGAUGAUUGUCCGCGGCCCCGCACAGGGAACUUAUGUUGUCAAAAUACCUAGAUCUGGCGUCGAACAAACCUGGACAGAUUUUGACGCAUGGAACCUCUGCUCUGAGGCUGAGACCAUGAUUCUCAUCAAUAAGAAGUCAAAGUGUCUAGCUCCAGAGGUCUUGGGCUAUCAAGCUUACCUUCCAGGGAGCGUCAUUGAUGUCCCAUACAUCCUCAUGAAAGCAAUAGAUGGUGUAUCAGCGUUCGAUAUAUGGCACAACUUCGAUCAGCUUGGCAACAUUGUACAUGAGUCGCAGCUGUCACCCGAUGAACAGCGGCAGUCCAAACAGAAGCGGGUAAACUUUGUGGAGUCCCUCGUCGAAAACAUGGCUAGCCUCUCUGUUUUCGAAUUCAGCCGCAGUGGUGUCCUGUUUAAGUUUCUCAGGGAAGAUUCGUAUAAGCUUGGGAACACCAACACCUGGAUAAUGACCAAUUGGCAUGAAAUAAGCAUGACUGUCACGCCGUCGUUUGAUUCGCCCUAUGGUUACUGGAAUUAUACGUUCAAUUCUCUCUACUGCUCCGUGAAGGCUGGAGAUUCUGAAGAGACGGUUUUGAGGAAUAUGGGUCGAGCGUGGAUCAUGAAAACCAUUUUGUCGACCCCGGCGUUCCAGGGAGAUACCAACAACCCCGAAGCAAAGAACUUCGCUCUCAGGCAUGAAGACUUGGACCUACAGAACAUUCUCUGUGAUCCAGAGACUGGAGUGGUCACGGGAAUAAUCGACUGGGAUAGAUGUCGAGCAGUGCCCCGCCCCAUUGCUUAUAGUUCGCUUCCCCUGUUCCUCAUACGUCCAUGGCACCCCAAAUACGAAGUCGAGCCUGAGCGUCUUUCCCCACAAGAGGUCACUGAAUAUUCCCGACUUUAUGCAAACGCAAUGCAUAAAGCCAUUGGAAAUUUCAACAAUGAUGCGCAAUUUACGCUCAAAUCUGGGAUGUACCAGGCUGUAAACUCCUCUCUGUAUGGCAGCAGUUUGGGCGAUAGAAACACCGACGAUGUCAUUCAGAAAAUCAUUGCGGAGUCCGAUGUGCUGAGGAGGAUGAGCAUCGCUGAUGUAUACCUCAGUCUGGGUAAAGAACUGCAACACCCCCGCGCAGGAUACAUGGUCGAGCAGGUCCGUAACGAACUUUACCGAGUCAUGUCUCCGGUUGGAAAUGAGGAGUGA
Molecule: messenger RNA, 2029 nt
Organism: Periconia digitata
Lineage: Eukaryota; Fungi; Ascomycota; Dothideomycetes; Pleosporales; Periconiaceae
Source: the annotation of a GenBank genome assembly